UCCAAGGGGUCAACGAUUCCAUCCAGAGACGCUGGAUUUCCGUGCUCUUCCCGCCGAUUGCUUCGCCGCCAUCAUCUCCUUAACCAGUCCUCUCGAUGCCUGCAGAUGGUCACUAGUUUCCCCCUUUUUCAACUCUGUCGCCAGUUCCGACGCCGUUUGGGUUAAGUUUUGCCGGCCGACUAUCAGAAUUUGGUUCCCGUAUCGCGCUUCGUUUCUCCCUUGAAGGACCUUUAUCUCAGCCUCUGCGAUCAUCCUGUGCUCAUUGAAAAUGGCAAAAAGAGCUUUUCACUGCACAAAAGGAGUGGGAAGAAAUGUUACAUGCUAGCUGCCAGGGGUGAUACUCCUCGUUAUUGGAGAUGGAACUCCAUAUGAGAUUCCAGGUUUCUCUCUCUCUCUCUCUGAACUCCAUACGAGAUUUCAGCUCUCUCUCACACACACACACAUGCAAACACCACACAGAAAAUGCAGACAAAGGCAUGCAUGACACAGUUUCACUCACACCCAACCAAAAGAAUUCAAGCAUUAGUUGAUUGUUUUUAAGUGUUUUCACCAACUAAAAAUGAAUAAAUAUGUGAAGAUUAAUGUCUAUAAUUCAUGCUUAAUUACAAACAAGUUCCCUGAGGGUGCGGAGCUUCUUGACAUUUAUUGGUUUGAAAUCAAUGGGAGGUUCAGUACUUGCAAGCUUUCUUCAAUGGCACAUUAUAAGGCAUACCCCGUGUUCAAGCUGGUAGUUAGAGUUUUUGGAUUUAGAAAUGAACCCAUAGAAGCCACUGUUCGACUUAGUAGAACUGAAGGUUUACAACGAACCAUGUUUCUGGAUGCAGAAGGUGAAGAUGUACAAAAUGAUUACGGAUACCCAAUAGAGAGGGGAGACAGUUGCUCAGAGCUAGAGUUGGGUGAAUUCUUCAAUGAAGGAGGUGAAGAUGACAAAUUGAAAGUAUGAAUUUUUCGUUUCAAUGGUCACUGGAAGAGCGGUGUCAUUAUUAAAGGCAUUGAAAUCUGGCCAAAUUAGCAGGACAUGACAAGAUUUUCUUCCACCCUAUGUAUUUAUGUGGGGGAAAAAAUUGCUCCUCCUGUUAGAUUGUGAGUGUCAUGCACUAGUCUUCAUACAUGUAUGAGUUCUACUGUUCUCUAGACGCAGUCUGAAUCUUUAUUUGAACAUUGUACGUAUAAUCUGUAGUGUUCAUAACUAGUUUUGAUUUGAUUUAGGGAAGAGCACUUUUAGGACUUAUUGAAGUCCGUGAGGACAAGCAUUUCAGGAAUACCUGAUUUUUUUGAGCUCAGAACGCAAGGUGAGUUCUAUAAACUAUAUCAAAUGUA
Rubroshorea leprosula is the source of this 1320-nucleotide messenger RNA. The record is from the annotation of a GenBank genome assembly. NCBI's taxonomy places the organism in Eukaryota, Viridiplantae, Streptophyta, Magnoliopsida, Malvales, Dipterocarpaceae.